AUGUACGGUCAUAAGCGUCCUCCUAAGCAGAGGGCUGCUGAUCAGAGGAGCUUGACAGAAAUGUUUCAGCCAGCGAAGAGAGUAUCCCAGGAGUGUAGAGAUGCGGCCACUAGUACAAGUGUUAACUGUAUCUCGGACGACAGUCAAAGUGGGGUUGCUGCUGGUGAGGACGAUGACAGUGUGCAGACAUCAGGAGGUGGUAGUCAGGACGUGGUUGCGACAACUGCAGAGGUUGUUAGUGAUAGUGACCAUGGAUCAUUCUUGGAGGCUGUAGCUACAGCCAUGGAAGGGAAAGCACUCAGUGAUGAGGACAAGGUGAAAGUGAUUGCUAGGAGAAAACCAAGCGAGCAGACAAUAUUGCCUUUUAGGAAGUAUGUUGAUAAGCGCAGGAAGAGUGGCUACUCAGAGAGAUUUGUCCAGAAAAAGUGGUUUGACCAAUUUGAUUGGCUAGGAUACUAUGAGGGAUCAUGCCGUGGUGAUAAUUUUGUUGUCCGUCUUCACACGGAUUGGAAGAAUCUUAUUGCUGAUGCUGCUGAGCAUGAAUCUACCCAGUACCACAGAAAUGCUGCUGCCAAGUCGCUGGCAUUUCUUAGUACUGACAAGCACCCUUCUGAGAGGAUAGACCUGAUGCAGUCUCAAGCAGCUACAGAAAGGGUAUCUGCCAAUCGUUGUAUACUGUUGUCUGUUCUGAGGUGUUUAGAACUAGCUGCACGUGAAGGUGUAGCGCUGCGCGGUCACCGUGAUGACCUUACAUAUGAUCAUUCACCUCAAGGUAACUUCAUGGCGUUUGUGAAGUUUGCUAUCGAUUCUGGCGAUAUUGUCCUGAAGGAGCACCUUGAGUGUUGUUCUCGUAAUGCCACCUACAUGUCGAAAACUACCCAGAAUGACCUCAUGAAAUUGAUGGCAGAUGACAUAAUUCAGCAAAUAGUGGAUAAUGUAAAAAGUAGUCCGUUUUUUGCUGUGCUGGCAGAUGAAGUAAGAGAUGUAAGUGGGUGGGAGCAGUUGGCAGUGUCUCUUAGAUACAUGAAGGACAACAAGGCAGAAGAGAAGUUGAUUAAGUUCAUUGCUUGCAGCUUUGGGACAGGUAGUAGCAUCUGUGCUGAGAUACGGAAUGCCUUGAGGCAGCUUGGUCUUGAUGAAACACGUUGUCGAGCCCAGGCCUAUGAUGGUGCUGGUGCUAUGUCUGGCCACCUUAACGGUUGCCAGAAGAAUUUUCGAGACCAUGUACCCCGGGCACAGUACUAUCACUGCUGCAGUCACCAACUGAACUUGGCGUUGACAAAGUCUUGUAAUGUGUCUGAAGUUCACUGCAUGCUUUCCGACUUGAAGGCUGUUGGGCUCUUCUUCAAGUACUCCCCAAAACGGCAACGUACAUUAGAGCAGAGUGUUGAACAAGAAAACACCAAGCGGACAUCUGCCGGUGAAAAGCCAAUCAGAGCUCAGAAGCUAAAGCUACUGUGUGAAACUCGCUGGGUAGAACGGCAUACUGCCUUAAAAGACUUCAGAGAUAUGUACUUUGCCUUAGUCCACUGCCUCCAAGUUAUUUCAGGCCAGAUCAUUGCCACUCCAACUGCUGCCUCUAAGUACGAUGCGAAGUCUGUCACUGAGGCAAAUGGCCUCCUCCGCUCGAUAACGUCAGAUUCAUUCAUCGUAGCUCUGCACUGCUGCACAUAUCUGUUCGGUUACACAAAGUGUCUGAGUGUUCUACUGCAAGGAUCGCAAUUGGAUGUGCUGGAGGCAUAUGGUGAAAUCAACCAAGUUCUAGGUCUGUUAGAAGAGAUCAGAAGUAACAGUGAGAGAGAAUUCUCUUCAAUUUUCGCCUCUGCAUCAGCAGUUACAUCCCGUGUCUUAGACCAAGACCAUCCACAAGUUCCUCGCUUAGCUGCACGACAGACACUACGCAGCAAUCAUCCUGCAUCAACUCCAGAGAGCUACUGGCGGAGAGCUGUCUUCAUUCCAUUCAUUGACAGCAUGAUCAGUGAACUUGGCAGUAGGUUCACUGACAUGAGCCAUGCAUCAGUGCAAGGACUGCUGCUCCUGCCAAAACACUGCCAGAGCCUCACUCCUCACCACCAGGCAGCUAUCCUGAAGGCUUAUGCUCCAGAUUUGCCUGAUGACCCAACUUUUGAGGCCGAGAUACGCCGAUGGAAGAGGAAGUGGGAGUAUGCAGGUGCUGCUACCUUACCAACCAGUGUUACAGAGACGCUGGGUGCUGUGAAUGAAGUGGCAUAUCCCAACAUUGUCUGCAUUCUUCGCCUGUUGUUGAUAAUACCCGUCACCACAGCCACAGUUGAAAGAGCGAACUCUGCACUAAAGCUGAUCAAAACAGACCUGCGGAGCACGAUGGCACAAGACAGGCUAAAUGCGCUAGUGCUCAUGUUUGUCCACAAGGACUUGUCUGUCAACCAUGAGCGUGUGAUAGACUCUUUUGCGAAGGCAUAUCCGAGACGCUUGCUGUUCCUGGAUCCAACUGCUACAACAGAAGAAGCACAAUCACAGUGA
Corticium candelabrum is the source of this 2502-nucleotide messenger RNA. RefSeq names its product 52 kDa repressor of the inhibitor of the protein kinase-like. The record is from RefSeq and is a predicted model, not a curated record. Bases 1 to 2502 code for a protein of 833 amino acids. Lineage: Eukaryota; Metazoa; Porifera; Homoscleromorpha; Homosclerophorida; Plakinidae. Gene Ontology annotation, molecular function: protein dimerization activity. The transcript has 3 exons.